Molecule: messenger RNA, 272 nt
Organism: Ceratotherium simum simum (southern white rhinoceros)
Lineage: Eukaryota; Metazoa; Chordata; Mammalia; Perissodactyla; Rhinocerotidae
Gene: OTOS
Product: otospiralin
Biological process (GO): sensory perception of sound
Source: RefSeq, a predicted model, not a curated record
AUGGAGGCCUGCCUGGUGCCCGGGGUGGCCCUCUGCCUCCUGCUGGGGCCUCUGGCAGGGGCCAAACCUGUGCAGGAGAAGGGAGACCCCUAUGCGGAGCUGCCGGCCAUGCCCUACUGGCCUUUCUCCACCUCUGACUUCUGGAACUACGUGCAGUACUUCCAGGCCCUGGGCGCCUACCCCCAGGUGGAGGACAUGGCCCGCACCUUCUUCGCUCACUUCCCCCUGGGGUCCACCCUGGGCUUCCACAGCCCCGACCAGGAGCAGUGAGG